Molecule: messenger RNA, 1446 nt
Organism: Vicia faba (fava bean)
Lineage: Eukaryota; Viridiplantae; Streptophyta; Magnoliopsida; Fabales; Fabaceae
Source: the annotation of a GenBank genome assembly
AUGGAGGUUUCAGAAUUGCCACCGGGAAAGUUUGCCGAUGUGUUGCCGGAAAAGUCUAAUGUUGUGUCACCGAAAAAGGUGCCGGAAAAGUCUAAAGUUUUGUCGCCGAGGUCUUUAGUGGAAAAGGUGUUUGGAGGAUACAGUUCAGGGAGUGGAAGUUUCAAGAAGCGUAGUGCAAGUCAGAGUUCCUUAAAUGAAGACAACGAAGGUGGCAUGGAACUCAUGGAGAUUGGAGGACAAAGAACAAAAAAUGUGUUGAUUCUCAUGAGUGAUACUGGUGGUGGACAUAGGGCUUCUGCUGAGGCUAUUCGUGAUGCUUUUCAAAUUGAAUUUGGGGAUGAAUACAAGAUAUUUGUUAAAGAUGUUUGGAAGGAGUAUACAGGAUGGCCAUUGAAUGAUAUGGAGGGUCAAUAUAAAUUCAUGGUUAAGCAUGUUCAGCUAUGGAAGGUUGCUUUUCACAGCACUUCUCCUAAAUGGAUCCACUCUGUCUACUUGGCUGCCGUCGCGGCCUACUACGCCAGAGAGGUGGAGGCAGGGUUGAUGGAAUACAAGCCAGAUAUUAUAAUCAGUGUUCAUCCCUUGAUGCAACAUAUUCCACUAUGGGUUCUGAAGUGGCAAGGUUUGGAAAAGAAAGUUAUUUUUGUCACUGUUAUCACAGAUCUUAGUACCUGCCAUCCUACUUGGUUUCAUCCUUGGGUGAAUAGAUGUUACUGCUCUUCACAAGAAGUGGCGAAUAAAGCCUUACAAGAGGGACUUCAGGAAUCUCAAACUCGAAUAUAUGGUUUGCCUAUAAGGCCUUCUUUCGCUCGCGCGGUUCUUGUUAAGGCUCAACUAAGAGAAGAACUUGAGAUGGAUCCUGACUUGCCAGCAGUUUUGCUGAUGGGAGGUGGUGAAGGAAUGGGUCCUGUCAAGAAAACCGCAAAGGCUCUUGCAGAAUCACUUUAUGAUAAAGUAACUGAAAAACCAAUUGGGCAGAUUGUAGUCAUUUGUGGUCGCAAUAAGAAUUUAGUAGCUUCCGUGGAAGCUAUCAAAUGGAAAAUUCCAGUAAAGGUUAGAGGAUUCGAGACGAUAAUGGCCAAAUGGAUGGGAGCAUGUGACUGCAUCAUAACAAAAGCCGGACCAGGUACCAUUGCAGAAGCAUUGAUUAGAGGUCUUCCUAUCAUCCUCAACGACUAUAUCCCCGGCCAGGAAAAAGGUAAUGUGCCUUAUGUGGUAAACAAUGGAGCUGGUGUCUUCACGCGUAGUUCUAAUGAAACAGCGCGAAUUGUGGCAGAAUGGUUCAGUACAAAACAAGAUGAUCUAAAGAAAAUGUCAGAGAAUGCACUUAAACUAGCGAAUCCAGAGGCCGUGUUUGAGAUCGUGAGGGACAUUCAUGAACUUGCAAAGCAACGCGAACCAGGAGCUUUUCCUUACAUGUUGACCUCAUCAUUUACUAGCAUAAUCUAA